Molecule: messenger RNA, 1977 nt
Organism: Eimeria mitis
Lineage: Eukaryota; Apicomplexa; Conoidasida; Eucoccidiorida; Eimeriidae
Exons: 2
Coding region: 1-1977 (658 amino acids)
Source: RefSeq, a predicted model, not a curated record
AUGCUUGCCUCUGUCGCUAUCCAAACACAGGGAGUCCCAUCAAGAGAAUCUAUAGACAGAGCGAAAACAUCUCUCGAAGAGAUGCUCUGUGUGGAGACUGCGGUGCCUUACCUCGGGUUGCAAGAUAAUCUCCCACGCGUACAACAGGAACGGAAGAAGCUGGAAGAUGCUCUGGAUAGAGCAUUAAGUGUAACAUCAUCGGAAUCCACGGGGAGACAAACUCCUACAUAUCCGGGAAGAAGCCGUUCAUCUUCGCUGCGGCGUCCAUCGACACCCCUAUCUUCCCAUAUCCCUUGGCCUCAUCAUGAGCCUGGUCACUUUGGCCAUGAACGUAGACCUAGCCGUGCCAGCUUCGGACCUUCUGAGGAUGGCAGGGGCACCCUCCCUCUUCCUGGCGUUCCCCGUUCCCCAGCUCCUCGCUUGCCUGAGCGGUCGGCGAGUUUGCCUCGUGCAUUUCCAGGCUGGCAGCCGCAUCUAAGCAUGAUGCAACAACUGCGUGGGAGCUCCCGUCCACCUUCAAGAGGGGCGACUUUGCCUCGCCAACUUCCGGGGCAGCAGGGAGAUUGGCCAGUGCCCGGGAGCGCUCGCCCAAUGGGUCGGUCACAGACCUUGCCUCCUCAGCGUCCGGGGCAGCAGCAGCCUCAGGGUAUAACACAGCCGAUACCCCGGAGCUCUCACCCAACGGAUGGGUCACAUAGUUUGCCGCGGACACUUCCAGGGCAGCAGCAACCUCAGAUAGAUAUGCAACAACUGUCCGAAGGCUCUCGUCCAACCGAAAGGGCGGCAACUUUGCCUACGCAACAUCCAGGGCAGCAGCAACAUCGGAGCUCAAUGUUGCCAGUGCUGGGAGGCCCUCACACACCCCGCCCAACACCAGUCAAACCCCCGCGCAAGUCGAAGAAAGGGCCUCAGGCAGAUACCCCCCAAGCUGUUUCUCCACCGCAGGAACCGCAAACACACCCAGCGGCUGCUCCUACAGGCAUCCAAACGCCUUCAGCUGGUGACACUUCAUCUUUACCUGCAACACUCCCGGCAACGAGCGAUGGACAUCCUGCUGAGGACGGUGCUGCAUCGGGAGGAGACGGCGCCCCGUCAGAGCGAAAAGAACCCCCGCCCCCACCACCAGGAGAUGGCCAACAGCCACCAGGGGAUUCACCUCCGCCUCCACCACCUGGAGGCAAGCCUACGCCACCUGGCGAGGACCCUCCCCCACCAGAGCGGCCUCCAAAAAAGGACAAACCGGCCGCCACGGAAGAUACGGAGUUAGAGAAAAAGCUGAAAGACUUGUCCAUGAGAAUGACGACUUUUUCAGCGUCUGCUGGGCCGGUAUCCACUGCAGCAAAGACGGAUCGCUUCACCCACCCCUUGGCAGAGAAUACGCUCAAGGAAGGUCUCCAACUCUUCGAAGAAGCCGAACAAGUCACUUCGACUGUGUCGGGUUUCUCUCCCACCCUGAGGAAGGUUUUAGAGCAGAAAGUAGAGUGUCUAAAGCUGUGUAUGAGCCUCCACGGAAGCGUCUCGCCAACGUGGGCGGCUAACCUCCGUGCGAAACAUCAAGUCCUAGGAUCGGCGACACGAAACGCGCAAGACCUAAGGCAACGCUCUCGCGGAAGGCACCCAACUGGCAAUCAUAUGGGUUUGGUAGAGCACCUACAUUCACUUGUAGGGGAGUCAAUGGGGCUAGUUGAAGACUUAACUCUUUUGAAUAGGGGUCCUGUGAGCUCUCCUGAGAUUUCAACUCUUGUCCGAGAACUCAGUGCAGCGGCUUCUGAAGGGCGUGUGGAAGUCACCCUGGGAGUACAGUUUUGCGCGUCCGAGUUCACUGCAGCGCUUGAGAAAGGAACGGGAGGGGCUGAUUUGUUACAGCAAGCAAUCAAUGCUCACAGCCGGUUGAGUACACUAAUGAGUGAUGCACAAGAGGUCAGUGACCUAGAAAAAGCGAUUACGUCGAAAGGUGGUACGAUCAGCAAGUCGUAA